This is a messenger RNA of Penicillium egyptiacum, 1563 nucleotides long. The record is from the annotation of a GenBank genome assembly. NCBI's taxonomy places the organism in Eukaryota, Fungi, Ascomycota, Eurotiomycetes, Eurotiales, Aspergillaceae.
AUGAAGCUACAGCCAUGGCCAAUCCGAGUAUGGACGCAACUCCCUCGUUCAUCCCUCUAUUGUAAACCCAGAUCAAGUGUCCGAAACCUUUCCGCUUCUUCACACCCUCAGUACCGACCACUCGACAUCCUCGAAAAUGCCACCCUGGAUACCUUCCAACAGCGAUGCUUCCUCCCCGAACAACCGGCAAUUUUUCCACGCUCUACCUUCCAAGACCUUCCAGCUCUGAGACAAUGGUUCAGACGCGCGAGUCAGGAGUCAACACAAGGCACCUCGAACCCCGUCGCAAGCCUGAACGUGGAAUAUCUCCACAAACACGGCACCGACGCGUUGGUCCCAUUGGAGCUUACGGAAUCCACAUCGACAGACACUACAUCCGAAUCUGACGGCAGGGCAACAGAGAUACAUAGCUUCCGGCAGUUUCGCGCGCCGCUCACGCUGUUCCUCAACUGGAUGCGCACGGCCGAGUCCACGUCCCAAUCAACGCGGCUCUACCUAGCCCAGUGCCAGCUCCUCGACCUCCCUCCUGUGCUUCGAGAUGAUUUUCCGACGCCGGAUCUUGUGGCGCGCGCGGGCAAGGGCGAUGUAUACGAUACGAAUGUGUGGAUUGGACACCCGCCCACUUAUACGCCACUCCACCGCGACCCGAACCCGAACUUGUUUGUCCAGCUGGCCGGGGAGAAGGUUGUGCGACUGCUUGCGCCGGCGGAUGGACAAGCUGUGUUUGGGGCUGUGAGGAGGCAACUGGGGAAGAGUGGGAGUCGGGAGGCAGCAGCUUUCCGGGGCGAGGAGAUGAUGCAGGGGAUGGAGAGGGUGUUGUUAGAUGAGAUGGUUUGGGGGACUCCGGUGUCUGCUGGUUCGGAUACUGGGCCUGGCUUUGAAGCGUGUCUUGGGCCCGGUGAUGGGUUGUUCAUUCCCAAGGGGUGGUGGCAUAGUAUUAAGGGUGUUGGUAGAGGUGUUACAGCUUCGGUUAUCUACCGCGCCGCUCUCCUCCACCUAUCUGUCAACCCCUUCGUGCGCGCUUCAAUUCCGGCUGGUACUACUACCUGGACAUCCCUCAACGCGGCAAACCAAGCACCAAACACCCGGCUUUACAGCAUCGUCUUCCCGCAGUGCAAAACCACCUUCAAAGCAUCAGACUGCACGCGCCAGGCACGCACAAUGUGUGACUCGAGUUCAAACUCAGACUCCGCAGCCGCUGCAUCCUCAGAACCUGCAACCCAAAAUGCAGACACCCAAAGCCAAGAGACCCAAGAACAAGAACCCCAACCCCAAAAGAACCUCUACCUCCCUGCCAGCGACCCCUCAAAUCCCAUCGCAAACCAACAAGGCGAAGGUGGCAUUAAAAUCGACAUGAGCGGAGGCGGGACGGAGGUGAAAUUGGAUCAUCUGGGUCCGAUGGUUGUUAAUGUGGACGGGACGUUGUCGCAGAUCGGGAACUGGCAGCAGAUGACAGAGAUUGAAAAGACUAAUACUCUGCGCGUUCUUGGGAAGCGGAAUCAGAAGCGAUUGGAGGCUCUGAGGGCGAAGGAGAAGGCGGAGGGAGGGUCGGGUGAAGCUUGA